UUUAAGACAAUAAUACGUAUACUUUAUAUUGUGAAAAUAAAAUAAGAAGGGGGUGUAACAGGGGUUAAAAGUUUGUAUGGAAAUUUCUUCAUUUUUGUUUUAAAAAUUUGUUCAUAAAUGAUAAAAAAAAUACGAAAUAUAAUGGAAUUCAAAAAUUUUUAAAAUUUAAACUCUAAAGUGGUGAAAUAGGGCUUGAAAGUUAACAUUGAUUUCCACGCGGACGAAGUCGUGGGUGUCCGCUAGUUCAAAAUAAAAUUUAGCCUGGAUGCCAUUUUACUCGUAUGCCAAUAUAAAAACUGAAAUGGUAUGUAGUGGGCACUGUGUUUGUGUGAGCAUAAAAUGCAUCUUGAAGCCUUGCAGUAAACAGAUAAUUGGUAGCUUUUUGCCGUUUUUGAUUUUAAUAGUUCUAAAUAUUGUCCGUACAUUUUUUGUUUAUCCCAAACGACCUUCAUAAAAAAGUUAUUUUGAAUUUUCCGCUCGAUGUCUGUCUUAGAAGCUCGGUAGGUAUGUACGAAUAAAAUCAGAAGUCAUAAUCGUCCUCAAAACUCACAUGAAUUAUUUUUUCCUAAACACUAAUAAUAAUUUAAGUUUUGAAUGCCCUUUAUUUUAGAAACUGAACUGAAAGUUAAGUCGGUACAUAUGUAUACCCAAAUAUUCUUCAUAAGUGUGCUUAUCUAAUACUUAUAAUAAACCUGUAGAGAGGUAAAUUCUGUACAUGAAAUAUAUUUCCAAAAUAACUAUCAGGGGGUGAUUAGUAAUCGAUACUGACGCCAAAAAUGCGAUCAGUAAAAUUUUUGUCUGUCUGUCUGUCCGUCUGUAUGUUCUUUGUAUAAAGUUGUUGUUUCUGAAAUAUCACAUAAAAGAUCUUGAAAAGACCAUUUAAAAAGUACACAGGAAAGCGUGGCGUUGGUCGAUCCCCCACUAGAUGGACUGAGGACAUCAAGCGGAUUGCAGGGAGCCGCUGGAUGCUGGCGGCUCGAGACCGUGAUGUUUGGAAGUACAUACAAGAGGCCUACGUCCUGUGUGUCCAUUGGCUGAUAAUGAUGAUGAUGAUGAUGAUAUUUAUUUCUUUCUAAAUAUUAAAGCAAGUUGUUGUACUGUGUCAAGAUGUCUGAGCGAGUGGACAUCGUAGUGUUCGGCGCCACUGGCUACACCGGCAAGUUCGUGGUGCAGGAGCUAGCGCGCGUCGCCCCGGAGUACCCCGGCCUGCGCUGGGCAGUCGCUGGUCGCUGCCGGGAGAGACUGGUCGCGCUUCUCCGGGACGUCUCCUUGAAAACUGGAAUAGAUCUAUCAGCAGUCCGCGUGAUGGUAGCUGACGUGGCGGACGACCUGUCCCUGCGCAGCAUGUGCAGCCAGGCGCGACUGCUGGUCAACUGCUGCGGGCCCUUCGUGCGGCUCGGGGAGCCCGUGGUGGCGGCGGCGGUGGACUGCGGCGCGCACUACGUUGACGUCAGUGGCGAAAAGAUGUUUGUGGAUAUUUUGGAGAAGUACGACAAAAUUGCGCGCGCAGCGGGCGUGUGUGUGGUGCCCACGUGUGGCCUGAGCAGCGUGCCGGCUGACCUGGGCGUCGUGCACUUGCAGGACAACUUCGGUGGUACAUUGAAUUCCGUGGAGUCGUAUUUAACAAUUGAGUGUCCACAAAAAUUGGCAUCUGAGAGGACGAAAGGAACCGUGCGCUACAGCAGCUGGGAGUCCAUGAUAAACAGCAUGGCUGCUAUGACUCUUAUAAAACCUCAAAAAACGUUGCUACCGAAGCUCAAACCUGAACUAAAGAAAAGAUUUUUCAUCCACAAAAACCUAAACAAAUGGUGUCUUCUUUUUCCAAACACUGAUGUGGAAGUUGUCAAGAAAACCCAACUAAAUUUAUUAUUUACAGACAAAAGAAGACCAGUCCAGUACAAAGCCUACAUAACUUUUUUGAAUAUUUUCCAUGCUAUUGGCCUAAUUUUUAUUGGUGCCAUUUUAUUUAUUCUUAGCAAAGUAUCAUGUACAAAGAAUUUGCUAUUGAAUUAUCCAAGGCUAUGUUCAUUUGGUAUUGUGACGUAUAAUCACCCUAAAGAGGGAGUAAUGGAUGAUUUGUGCCUCCAAUAUGAUAUGUUAGGAGAAGGUUGGACCGAAGGGGUUGAUAUUGAAAAUACUCCGCCUAAUCGAAAUGUCGUUGGGAGAAUUAGAGUAUUUGGAAGGGAUGCACCGUUCGUCGGCACAGCUGUGAUCGUCAUAUUCUCUGCUCUCGCUAUACUUCGGGAGCAGGAAAAAAUACCCAAUAGAUGCGGUUUUAUGACUCCUGGAGUGGCGUUCCGAAACACUAGUUUAAUUAAAAAUCUUUGUAAAAAUAAUUUUCAAUUUGAUAUCAUAGAGAAAACGUAAAGCCGUGAUUGAGUGAGAAGAGACUAUUUAUUUGUUCAUCAGUGACACGUAAACACGUUAGUGUUUGACUUUGGCCACAGAAAACAUAUGCUUUGGCCUCAUCUUAUGUUAAGUGACGAAGCUGUGGAACUUAUAUUCCAAUAGAUCAGGCGCUGUGUGUGUAUCCUCAUUAUUUAUGUGAUUAGUGUAAAGUUUGACUGCUCCAUACUUAGGCACUGUAUACACACAUCCCUGUUUGCCCUGUGCGUUUGUCUGUAGGGGCAGGUAUUUUAAAUUAAGUAAGUAUUAUUUUAGUUGCGAAGCUGAAGUGGCAAUGAGCGGGGCACGUAUGUUUGUAUUUACAUUAUUAACAUACAUUACAAGUUAUAUUUGUUUUUGUACACUAACAACUAUGCCUGAAAUAAACAUAUUUUAUUUUAUUAUUUUUUUA
This is a messenger RNA of Bicyclus anynana (squinting bush brown), 2797 nucleotides long. Its product is annotated as saccharopine dehydrogenase-like oxidoreductase. The coding region runs from base 1108 to 2367 and encodes 419 amino acids. Gene Ontology annotation, cellular component: plasma membrane; lipid droplet; mitochondrion. The record is from RefSeq and is a predicted model, not a curated record. The transcript has 8 exons. Gene Ontology annotation, biological process: glycolipid biosynthetic process. NCBI's taxonomy places the organism in Eukaryota, Metazoa, Arthropoda, Insecta, Lepidoptera, Nymphalidae.